UAGACAAGCUUACUGUGACCGAGUGGCUGCUUUUUAAGGUUCAAGUAAAGUCUUUUGAAACCACCCCUCAGGUUAGUUCUAUAAAUAAACGUCGGACUUCCAUAUUUUACGAUUUUAAUAUUUCAUAUACAUGUAGUCCGACGUUUUAUCGAAAGUAUGAAUUUCCCGGUAGAGCUUUCCGCAAAAGUUCUUGCGGAAGGUUUUACAAAUUCACGGUAGAAGUGACUUAAAAGCGAUAGCUAAAUACCAACAACAGACAAAGAAACCUAAUUUACACAUCCAUAGCUUUUUUUCAUACUGGAACAGAAAGUUAUUGUCUGAAUAAUGACUGAAUUCUGUGUUCUAAAACUUAUCUGAGUACGUUCGGAUUAAUCCUGAACUAUAUCUGAACAGAUUUUGAAAAUGGUAAAACAAGUCAUUAUUUUGAUACCAGCAUAACGGGGCAAACAAAAGGUACAGUUACAGACAUGAACAAAUACAUAUAGCUAGGCCAUUUCUAUAGAUUACAAAAGAGAAUUUGCACAUGAUCGAUAUUCCUCGUGAACGAAUUUUCAACACAAAUCUCCACAAACCUCUAAGUGAGGCAUAAAGGAGACAUAUGAGAAUACACCUAGAAUAGAAAUUAUGGUUUAAAUGUUAUGUUUAUGAAAGUGGGUGUAUUUACAAGGAGUUAUCGAAAGUUGCAUUCACCAAUAUAUAAAGAUUAAUCUUGUCACAGCUGUCGUCGGAAGAAACUUAUUAGAAUUCGUACAAGAAGAAAGUGAUUUCUAAUUAUGCAUGUAAUCAAAGAGUACAUUUAAAGAAAGAACUGGGAAAAACAUAUAAGAGAGAAACGCUUGAAAUGUCCUGUUUGUGAUUAUGCUUCUAAUCACAGUGAUAUGAAGACACAUAGGAGAAUACAUACUGGAGAGAAAUGUUUUAAAUGUGAUGAUUGUGACUAUGCUUGUAAUCAGAACGGUAAUCUGAAGACACAUAGGAGAAUACAUACUGGAGAGAAAUGUUUUAGAUGUGAUGUUUGUGACUAUGCUUGUUCUGACGGCAGUUCUCUAAAGAAACAUAGGAGAAUACAUACUGGAGAGAAAUGCUUUAAAUGUGAUGUUUGUGACUAUGCUUGUAAUUGGAGCCGUAAUCUGAAGAUACAUAGGAGAAUACAUACUGGAGAAAAAUGCUUUAAAUGUGAUGUUUGUGACUAUGCUUGUAAUUGGAGCGGUAGUCUGAAGAAACAUAGGAGAAUACAUACUGGAGAGAAAUGUUUUAGAUGUGAUGUUUGUGACUAUGCUUGUAAUAAUAGCAGUUAUCUGAAGAUACAUAGGAGAAUACAUACUGGAGAGAAAUGUUUUAGAUGUGAUGUUUGUGACUAUGCUUGUAAUAAUAGCAGUUAUCUGAAGAUACAUAGGAGAAUACAUACUGGAGAGAAAUGUUUUAGAUGUGAUGUUUGUGACUAUGCUUGUAAUCAGAGCGGUAGUCUGAAGAUACACAGGAGAAUACAUACUGGAGAAAAAUGUUUUAAAUGUGAUGAUUGUGACUAUGCUUGUUCUGACGGCAGUUCUCUAAAGAAACAUAGGAGAAUACAUACUGGAGAGAAAUGCUUUAAAUGUGAUGUUUGUGACUAUGCUUGUAAUCAGAGCAGUAGUCUUAACAAACAUAGGAGAAUACAUACUGGAGAGAAAUGUUUUAAAUGUGAUGUUUGUGACUAUGCUUGUAUUAAUAGCAGCCGUCUAAAGAUACAUAAGAGAAUACAUACUGGAGAGAAAUGCUUUAAAUGUGAUGUUUGUGACUAUGCUUGUAAUAAUAGCAGUUAUCUAAAGAGUCAUAAGAGAAUACAUACUGGAGAGAAACGCUUCAAAUGUGAUGUUUGUGACUAUGCUUGUAAUCAUAGCGGUAGUCUGAGGAAACAUAGGAGAAUACAUACUGGAGAGAAAUGUUUUAAAUGUGAUGUUUGUGACUAUGCUUGUAUUAAUAGCAGCCGUCUGAAGAUACAUAAGAGAAUACAUACUGGAGAGAAAUGCUUUAAAUGUGAUGUUUGUGACUAUGCUUGUUAUAACAGCAGUUAUCUAAAGAGUCAUAAGAGAAUACAUACUGGAGAGAAACGCUUCAGAUGUGAUGUUUGUGACUAUGCUUGUAAUCAUAGCGGUAGUCUGAGGAAACAUAGGAGAAUACAUACUGGAGAGAAAUGUUUUAAAUGUGAUGUUUGUGACUAUGCUUGUAUUAAUAGCAGCCGUCUGAAGAUACAUAAGAGAAUACAUACUGGAGAGAAAUGCUUUAAAUGUGAUGAUUUGUGACUAUGCUUGUUAUAACGACGGUAGUCUGAAGAUACAUAGGAGAAUACAUACUGGAGAGAAAUGCUUUAAAUGUGAUGAUUUGUGACUAUGCUUGUUAUAACGACGGUAGUCUGAAGAUACAUAGGAGAAUACAUACUGGAGAGAAAUGCUUUAAAUGUAAUGUUUGUGACUAUGCUUGUAAUAAUAGCAGUAAUCUGAGGAAACAUAGGAUAAUACAUACUGGAGACAAGUGCUUUAAAUGUGAUGUUUGUGACUAUGCUUGUUAUGACGACAGUAGUCUGAAGAUACAUAGGAGAAUACAUACUGGAGACAAAUGUUUUAAAUGUGAUGUUUGUGACUAUGCUAGCUACGAUUGCAGUUAUUUGAAGAGACAUAGGAGAAUACAUACUGAAGAGAAACGCUUCAAAUGUGAUGUUUGUGACUAUGCUUGCUAUGACGGCAGUAAACUAAGGAGACAUAGAAGAAUACAUACUGGAGAGAAAUGCUUUAAAUGUGAUUUUUGUGACUAUGCUUCUAGACGGAGUGAUCAGCUGAAGAUACAUAGGAGAAUACAUACUGGAGAGAAAUGCUUUAAAUGUGAUGUUUGUGACUAUGCUUGUUCUGACGGCAGUUAUCUGAAGAAACAUAGGAGAAUACAUACUGGAGAGAAAAGGUUUAAAUGUGAUAUAUGUGACUAUGCAUUCACUUUCAGGGAUGGUCUGAACAAACAUAGGAGAAUACAUACUGGAGAGUACUGCUUUAAAUGUAAUGUUUGUGACUUUGCAUGUAUUCGGAACGAUGCUCUGAAGAAACAUAAGAGAAAACAUACUUGAGAGAAAAGCUUUAAAUGUGAUGAUUGUGACUACGCUUGUAAUCUGAGCAAUGGUCUGAAGAUACAUUAGAGAAUGCAUACUUGAGGGAAAUGCUUUAAAUGUGAUGAUUUUGACUAUGCUUGUAAUCUGAGCAAUGGUCUGAAGAUACAUUAGAGAAUACAUACUGGAGAGAAACGCCUUAAACAUAAUGUUUGUGAUUACGCAUCAGAUCAAGUUAUCAUUUAGUAAGACAUUAGAGAAUAAACACAAUGGAGAAAUGCUUGUGAUUUUGCAUGUAAUUGUUGUAGCAGUCUAAGUAUAUAUAUGUCAAUUCGUACAGGGGAGAAAAACCUUAAAUAUGAAUUUUGUUGUAAUAUGUGUAAUAAAAGUUCUGAUAUGAUAAGACAUGUAGUACUACAUACGUGAGAGAAACGUUUUUAAUUAUGCAUCAAAUCAAAGUUCUGCUCUGAUAAGACAUACAAACAUAUACACAGGAGAGAAAUGCUUUAAAUGUCCUGCAUGUGAUUUUGCAUAUUAUAAUCCUAGUAGUCUGACUGCACAUAUGAGAAAACAUACAGAUGAGAAAAAAUUAAUAAAAGUUCUAAUCUGUUUAUACAUAUUUUAAUACAUACGGGAGAGAAAAACUUUCGUUGCAAUAUUUGUGAUUAUACAUCAAAUCAAAGUUCUCAUCUGGUAAGACAUAUUUGAAUACUUACAAGACAGAGAUACUUUAAACUUCCUGCUUGUAUUAUGCAUGUAAUUGUCGUAAUAGUCUAACUAUUAUAUGAGAGUACAUACAGAAGAGAAAAACUUUAUUAUGUGAAUUUUGUAAUUAUGCAUCUUAAAAGGAGUAAACUGAAAACACAUCGCAUUACAUACAGGAAAAAAAAAUGAAUGUGAUGUUUAUGAUUAUGCAUCUAAACGAAGGGGUAAUCUAAAAUUACAUAUGACAAUACAUAAAGGAGAAGGUUCACUUUUGCCUCAAAAUGGCCUAAAAACUGAAACUUUCUAAAUGGAGUAAAGAACACAUUUUCUUUCAUCAAGAAGUAUUCUUUUAUCAAACUGUACGAAAUAAUUUACAAAAUAUUCAUUAUAGAAGAAAACAUUUGACCUAACUGUAAAUACGUUUACUAUUAUGGGUAUGGGAAUCCUUCAGUUUUUAUCAGAAUUUUUAAACAAAUCUGAAAUUUUCACUACGAGCACAGCUGUCGAUCACAAUCAAAAAAUGACCAUAAAUUCUGUGAAAGAAGCUGGAUCUGGUCAAAAUAUUUUUGUGGUCCUUGAGUGUGCUCACUACUAGAAAUAUUCCUAUGUGACCUUAAAUAUGGCAAAAAUUGCCAAUUUUCUUAAAAAUCUGCAAUUUCAGCAAUAUUCAGUGAUAUGCGUAGAACAAAAUAAUAUAUCUGUUUAUAGAAAAAAACUUAAUUCCUUACAACAGAUAAACAUUCUGGUAGCAAACAAUAUAUAGUUUUUCAAAUUUAAGCCAGUUUGAAAUUUUUCAAAAUAUAAGGCUUAAGUGAACUUUGUCCUUUGAUGUUUGUGAUUAAAAGCAGUAUUUUGAUGAGACAUGCAGUAGUCUGGAAAAAAUAAUUUUAGAAAACAAUAUCUUGAACCUAAAUUGACAAUUCCUGAAGGGAAUAAAGUCUCUAGUGUAUAUAAUGAUAUAUUUGAUAUUUGGUUUGAAUACACCCAAACUUGUCUAUUAAUAAGAUAUCAAGAUAUUUUUAAUAAAUAAUGUUCAUUCUGAUUAAAAUCAGUUAUUAUAUGUAUAUAGGAGAAACAACAAGUUACUGUGGACAAGAAAACCCGCCCGCUUAGCUCAGUAGGUAGAGCGUCGGUCUACAGAUUGCGGGGUCGAGAGUUCGAUCCUCGGGCGGGGCGUAUGUUCUCCGUGACUAUUUGGUAGACAACAUUGUGUCUGAAAUCAUUAGGCCUCCACCUCUGAUUCAUAUGGGGAAGUUGGCAGUUUCUUGUGGAGAACAGGUUUGUACUGGUACAGAAUCCAGGAACACUGGUUAGGUUAACUGCCGCCGUUACAUGACUGAAAUACUGUUGAAAAACGGCGUUAAACCAAAAAAAAAUAAAAAUAAAAAAAAAUAAACAAACUGUGGACAAGUGAAAAACAAUGCACAAGACCCAGAGGUAAAACGGAAAUUAAAUCACUGUUUUUAGCUCACCUGUCACUUAGUGACAAGGUGAGGUUUUGUGAUCACCCUUCGUCCGUCGUCAGUCCGUCCGUGUGUGCGUCAACAAUUUCUUGUCUGCACGAUAGUGGUUUCAUUUAUGAUUUUGUUUUAACCAAACUUACACACAACUUGUAUCACCAUAAGAUCACGGUUCCUUUCUUGAACCGGCCAGAUCCCAUUAUGGGUUACAGAGUUAUGGCCCCUGAAAGGGCCAAAAUUAGCUAUUUUGACCUUGUCUGCACAAUAGCAGCUUUAUGAUUUGAUUUUUACCAAACUGGCACACAACUUGUAUCACCAUAAGAUCUUGGUUCCUUUCUUGAACUGGCCAGAUUCCAUUAUGGGUUCCAGAGUUAUGGCCCCUGAAAGGGCCAAAAUUAGCUAUUUUGACCUUGUCUGCACAAUAGCAGCUUCAUUUAUGAUUUUAUUUUAACCAAACUUGCACACAACUUGUAUCACCAUAAGAUCUUGGUUCCUUUCUUGAACUGGCCAGAUCCCAUCAUGGGUUCCAGAGUUAUGGCCCCUCAAAGGGCCAGAAUUAGCUAUUCUGACCUUGUCUGCACAAUACAUGUAGCAGCUUCAUUUAUGAUUUGAAUUUAAUCAAACUUGCAUAAAACUUGUGUCACCAUAAGAUCUUGAUUCCUUUCUUGAACCGGCCAGAUCCCAUAAUGGGUUCCAGAGUUCUAGCCCCUGAAAGGGCCAAAAUUAGCUAUUUUGACAUUGUCUGCACAAUAGCAGCUUCAUUUAUGAUUUGAUUUUAACCAAACUUGCACACAACUUGUAUCACCACAAGAUCUUGCUUCCCUUCUUGAACUGGCCAGAUUCCAUCAUGGGUUCCAGAGUUAUGGCCCCUUAAAGGUCCAAAAUUGGCUUUUUGCAGCCAUAUAGAGACAUCAUUUAUGGUUUUAUUUGAUACAAACUUCCAAAAUAUCUUCAACAACAAUAAAUCUUGGAUUCCAUGACAAAUCAGAUCCAGUCGUAGGUUCCAGAGUAAUUUUAUAUCUGAUUACCUCCCCUGAUUGUAAUCAAAAUGGAUUUAUAUCAGUAAGUCCUUAUAGGACUUAUUUGAAAUUUCAUUAUUGUUAUUAGUUUGACUGAGACAAUCAGGGUAGAUAACUAUGGACUGAUUUUAUGUCAAAUUACCUCCCUUUAGUUCAAACUAAAAUGGGUGUAUGUAUCUCCGUAACUAAUGAAGAUACUGAUCUGAAAUUUCAUUUAUGUCAACAGAUUUAUUUGGCAGAUCCUUCUUUUGUUCACUUACAAUAUUUUUUUUUAAUUACUUCCCUUUUACGAUACUAUAAAUAGCUUAUUUUUAGUAACUUUUUUAUUAUUGGCCGUAGGGAAAAACCGAGACCACUUUUGUGUGGUACAACAUGGAUGGUACCUCCAAUUUUUAGGUGUAUUUUGACAUAUCUAUACCUUGUAAGAUUUUUUGGUUAAAUUUUUUCCCUUUGUUGUUCCUGCCCUUUGGAUUUAGGCAUUUUUUCUGAGGACCUUCUUGUCCUCAAGUGCAAUGAUAACAGGUGAGCGAUAUAGGGCCAUCAUGGCCCUCUUGUAUAUUAUUGUUUUACUGGUAAUUAAAUAGUGACAUGUGUUUACUAAGUAUUGACACCCAAGAGGAUCGCUACUGUGAAAUAUGUAAUAGUCAUAGUAUGUGUGAGCGUGUGUUACCAUGAUAUAUCAGAGCUAGGGGUAAAUCAAGGGUAUUUUUCUCUGCACAUGUCGUCGAGGCCGAGACAGAUAUGUGCAGAGAAAAAUACCGAGAUCAUAGCACACGAGCAUUACGUAUUAUAACUGUUUUAUUGCAUAAAUUUAUAUAUCAUUUUCAUUUAUAUUUGUUUAUUAUUAUUUUUACACUUUUGUUUCCCUUUCUGCGCCUCGCUGACUGAAACACAAAAACUUCUGUUUAAGAUAAUGUGUUCCCCAGAUAAAAGUAUCCAACAGAUUUCAGCACUGGUUUUAAAUCUUUGCAUUUCAUUGGCCAAACGUAUUGUAAAACUUGUUGUUUCGUUUGUGAAAAAAAGCAAAGAAAAGGAAACAUUUGAGAAAACUCAGAAUUUUAUAUAGUUCAUGUAAUUCUGAAUUUGGCAAUAACUAUCGAGUCUUUGAAACAGUCUAGUUUAUUUACCUAGUGUCACCUAGUGACAUCAAAGAAACAAAAUUCGAUUCGUUUCUGUAUGAAUUAAUAUUCGCAACGAAUUGCUGUAGCUCUGGUAAUAAUUAAAAUAUUUUCUUAAAUUAA
Molecule: messenger RNA, 7498 nt
Organism: Mercenaria mercenaria
Lineage: Eukaryota; Metazoa; Mollusca; Bivalvia; Venerida; Veneridae
Product: zinc finger protein 600-like
Exons: 2
Coding region: 879-2282 (467 amino acids)
Source: RefSeq, a predicted model, not a curated record